This is a messenger RNA of Ricinus communis (castor bean), 2227 nucleotides long. Its product is annotated as poly(A)-specific ribonuclease PARN-like. Gene Ontology annotation, cellular component: cytoplasm. The transcript has 8 exons. The record is from RefSeq and is a predicted model, not a curated record. Lineage: Eukaryota; Viridiplantae; Streptophyta; Magnoliopsida; Malpighiales; Euphorbiaceae. Bases 42 to 1988 code for a protein of 648 amino acids. Gene Ontology annotation, molecular function: 3'-5'-RNA exonuclease activity; RNA binding.
CAGCCCAUGCUCCGCCGAAUAUCCAAAUUCUGCUGCAAAAAAUGGCUGCCAUUUCUCUCCCUCUUCGCCUGCAAAGACGCCUCUUUUGCACCAAAAUCCACCACCACAGAGCUCACACUCACAAUCAAUGGAACGUCAAACAGAUCACCAAAUCAAAUUUCGCAGAUUCUUUACCCGAAAUCAAUUCUCACAUCAUGUGUUCUGAUUUCAUAUCCAUUUCUCUAAAGACAACCGGCUCUUUCUCUUCUCCAUGGCACCGCGUUUCCCCUUUCGACACUCCCGACGUCGCUUACUUGAAAUCCAAACAUGCCGCUGAAAAAUUCCAGAUUCUUCAGUUGGCUGUUUGUCCUUUUACUGUCUCUGCUUCUAAAGUUACUGCUUACCCGUAUAACUUCCAUUUGUUUCCUAGGGAUGAACUAAAUAGUGGAAUGCCAUCUUAUAGUUUUUCUUGUCAUACUUCUUACUUGACUAAAAUGGUUCAAGAAGGUUUUGAUUUUAAUGCUUGUGUUAAUGAUGGCAUAUCUUAUUUGUCCAGAGCACAAGAAUCUGCAGCAAGAGUUCGGAUGAAGAAUCCGUUUCUUGCUAAGGAUAUAGUAGAAUCUACUUCCACCCCUGGUGUUGCUGAUUCAGUUUUUGUUCAAAGGACUAGAUCACGCGUUAAGAAUUGGAAAAACGCAUGUACAGAUACGAGUAGUACGGAUGGUAAGAAUAUUCAGCCUUCAAUUCAUGUUUUCUUAUACUUUCAACUUCUUGAUAUAUUUACCUGUUUCUCAGAGGCUCUGGUCAAAUCCCUGAGAAAACUUGUAUUAGGACUUGAAGAGUAUAAUUCAAGACCAUGCAUAAAUAUAGAUGUUUGCAGUGAACGGCAAGUGCACCUUGUAAUUGAGAUGUUGCAAGAAUUCGCUGAUGAUCUUGUUCCUCUAAUAGUUCCUGCUAAGGGUGGGGGGACUCAAGCAGUCCGUGUCGUCUUAACAAGUUCUAAAGAAGAUAGGGACCUUCUUCAGAUGGAGCUCCAAAAUCUGGAAGAUGAACAGAACAAGAAAAUUCGUGGCUUUCGAGAGGUGAUCGAUCUGAUUUCUGGUUCAGAGAAGCCUGUUGUCUCCCACAAUUCCCUUAAUGAUUUGGCAUUCAUUCAUUCAAAAUUUCUAGCUCCCCUACCUCCUAGCAUGGAGGAGUUCACAUGUUCCUUGCGCUUAGUUUUCCCUCAGGUGAUUGAUGUCAAUCAUCUAAUGAAGGAGAUUAGCCCUCUGAAAAAAGCGACUAACAUUCCUAUGGCUACAUCUUAUUUAAAGAAUUGGUUCUUUGCACCAGUUGAUAUGGAAAUUCCAUUCCCAGCUAUGGUAAAUGAAGGCAAGAUUCAUGGGCAUAAUGUCGUGAGGAUUUGUCAAUUGUUUGCAAAGCUGUGCUAUAUACUCAAACUCGCUCCCAAUUCUAUCCAAUCCAAUGAAAAAAAUCUGGCUUCAGCGAUCGAAGCAUAUGUAAACAUUUUCAGUCCGUACUUCCCUGGCCCCCAAGAACCAACUGAUGAAGAUGUCAGAAUUUGGACUAACAACACAAGAAAAGUGAGCUGUCAGGAUUUGGUUUUCUUGUGGGGAUUUAGGUAUAGGAUGUCAGCUGGCAUGCUUAAAAGCCUGCUUCAGCAAUCUCAUAAGGUUUUCUCUGAAGAAUUUGAUGUUAGGUUUGUGGAUAAGAGUUGUGCCAUUGUGGUUUUCUGGGAACCUGGCUUGUCAAAUACUCUUCUGGAUGUCCUGAAAGGUAGUUCAGAGAUAGUUGGACCUUUAAGGGAGAUGGUAUCAGAAGGUGUAAGAGCUGCAAGCUAUGAUACUUACAACAGAGUUUGCAGGUUGGGUUUAUGGCAUGAAAAUCUAGCGGAUUCUUUGGAUAAAGCCUUGGCAGAUACUGACCAUCCUUCAGAUUCUGAUUCUGUGACAAGUUCAUCAAACACUUACUGGUGCCAUGAAUGGAUGAUUAACCUGGAUGAACUGUGAGGCCUCAUUAGAAAUGAACAACAAUCUGGCACUUCUCUCUGCUUGCUGCAUGGAAUGCUUUGAUGUGUUGGGAACUCCAAGUGUUGAAGUGUAGGCCCUUUGUUAUAUCCAUGUUGUCUUCGUACGGGCCUGCUCCGUAUUUGUAUUUAAAGCCUUGUCGACAAGAAAUAUAUAUGCUUCAGAAAAAGAUUAAAAAAAAAAAAAACAAGAAAUAUAUAAAAUCCAUGUUUAACCUGCAA